UAACUUUUACACACACACAAACGGCACACACUUGUGCUGUUUCAUGGCAAAACAAGAGUUGUUACAUAGUUAUUGCAGUAAUUAAAUCAUUGACCACAUAUAAUUGAACAGAAUGUCGGAACAAAAGUCAAACGGAGAUGCCGAUGAUCUGAACAAUCUGCUCGACAAUGCUUUGCAGGAUUUCGAUAAAUCGCAGAGUGGAUCAAAGACGGAAAAGGCAGUUGCCACAGAUGGCGCAGCAGAAGUCGCCGCCGGCGGCCUCGAAGAUCCCGAUGCAUUUUUCAUCGAACAGGCAAAGAUUAUGGCUGAUAGAAUGAACACAUUGUUCGGUGGUCCGGAUACGCCCAGUGGCGAUAUACCGCCUCUGCCACAGGAUCCGGAUCAGAUAAUGGCUGGCUUUAAGAAAAUGGCCGAGGCGGCCGCUUUAACGCUAAGCGGCGAGAACACUGCCAACGACGAUGAGGUCUCCAAGUAUUCAGAUAGCAUUUCCCAGGCCCUCAAGGGUCUCCAAGAAGGCACCGAAAAUCUGGCUGCACCCGCCACCGAAAAUGAUAUCGCCAGCAUGUUCAGCUCCAUGAAUUUAGAUGUCGGCGGUGAAGCUGAUGGCAAUAGUUUUCUGCCUUUUAUGGAGGGCAUGAUGCAGAGCCUGCUCUCCGCUGAGAUUCUGUUGCCCAGCAUUAAGGAGCUCCUGGAAAAGUAUCCCAAAUAUCUGGAGGAGAAUGACACAAAGCUGUCUGCCGAGGAUAAGGAGAGAUACCAAAAGCAGCUCGAGCUCUACAAGGUGAUUGAGGGGCAUUUGCAGAGUGAAAAAGCGGAUGAUUCGCCCACCGUCAAGCGUGAGAAAUUCCGUCAGGUUCUGGAUGAUAUGCGCAAGCUACAGGAUUACGGGCAACCGCCGGCAGAGAUAUUGGCCGAGACGGGCGGAGAUUUGCCAUUCGGAGAUCCGACAGCAGUCGCUGGCGGCGUCGGUGGUCCCCAGUGCCCCACAAUGUAAUGCUUGUGUGGUAGGGCGCCUUGUCGUUCCUCGUGGAGUGCCAAUGCUGCUGACUGUUGAAUGUUGCACAUUUAGCAUUAAGGACAUCAUCAAUUAUUUAACAUAGAUCGAAGUGAUGGUUUUUUUUUCUGUUCCUCUGGUGGUUAUAGCUCCCUCUUUCUGCUUAAAGAGAAUUAUUUGGUUUUAUAUAAUGCCAGAACUUUUUAAUUAUAUACUUAUUUCUCACACGAAAUACAAUAUAUAUAUAUUAAUAUAUUUCAAUUCAAUUUAAAUUUGAAUUAUUCAACGCCGA
Molecule: messenger RNA, 1286 nt
Organism: Drosophila grimshawi
Lineage: Eukaryota; Metazoa; Arthropoda; Insecta; Diptera; Drosophilidae
Gene: Pex19
Product: peroxisomal biogenesis factor 19
Exons: 5
Coding region: 113-994 (293 amino acids)
Biological process (GO): protein import into peroxisome membrane
Cellular component (GO): peroxisome; peroxisomal membrane
Source: RefSeq, a predicted model, not a curated record